Penicillium argentinense is the source of this 1386-nucleotide messenger RNA. Its product is annotated as serine/threonine-protein phosphatase 2A activator. Gene Ontology annotation, cellular component: cytoplasm; protein phosphatase type 2A complex; nucleus. The coding region runs from base 1 to 1386 and encodes 461 amino acids. The transcript has a single exon. Gene Ontology annotation, biological process: mitotic spindle organization. Lineage: Eukaryota; Fungi; Ascomycota; Eurotiomycetes; Eurotiales; Aspergillaceae. The record is from RefSeq and is a predicted model, not a curated record. Gene Ontology annotation, molecular function: peptidyl-prolyl cis-trans isomerase activity; protein tyrosine phosphatase activator activity.
AUGUCUAUUCCGUUCACAGCAGGCGGUGUCCCAAGGUCCCUUUUCUGCCGUGAUGCCGCGAUCGACCUUCGACUGUUAUUUAUCAUUGUCCUCCCCUCCCUCACGUCUUUUAUCAGCAAAAUGGCGUCGACAUCGGCUAGCUCGAGACCCGGAAAGGUCGACCUCUCUCAAAAGUUAUCAGAGUUGCGGUCAAGCACGAAUCGCCGAUCCCAUGCCGCAUCUGCCCGAGAUCCGAAUCCAACAACCCCUCCUUUGCCUGCGCCGCCAGACCUCUCCACCCACCAAUAUUCCCGCCCUGUUCGCCGUAUCCUAUCACCGAAAGACCACGAAUUGUUCUCAUCUUCGCCCACCUACAAUAUCAUCUUGGCAUUCAUCUUUGGCCUCUCCGAUUCAGUACGGGGUCGGGCUAUCACUGACCUGAAGGGCCCCUUGGCUGACGCCAUCUCGAAAAUUACCCAAAUAGUGGGGCAGAUACGGUCAUUGCUGGAGAAAUGUCCGCCAGAGGACCAGGGUGGGUCGCGGUUCGGUAAUCCUGCAUUUCGCGCAUUGUUCGAUGAGGUCGCCACGCAGAGCACGUCCUGGCAUCGGCAAAUCCUCGGUCUCACAGACGCCGCCGCCAUCGAUGAGGCAUCGACAUACCUAGUCAACUCGCUCGGUUCUCGAGACCGUAUUGACUAUGGAUCCGGCCACGAGUUGAACUUUAUGAUGUGGUUGCUAUCGCUCUACCAGCUAGGAAAGCUUCCGGCGAGCGAGUUUCCGGCCGUAGUGUUCAAGGUGUAUCUGGAAUACUUGCAUCUCAUGCGUGAUGUCCAGUCAACUUAUUACCUGGAGCCUGCCGGUUCCCACGGAGUCUGGGGUCUGGACGACUAUCACUUCCUGCCAUUUCUGUUCGGUGCCAGCCAGCUGGUAGACCACCCCUACGUGACGCCGUUGGGAAUUCACAACACUGCCAUGUUGGACGAGGAAGGUGACAAGUACAUCUACCUCGAUCAAGUGCGUUGGGUGGACAGCGUAAAGACGGUCAAGGGUCUCCGCUGGCACAGUCCCAUGCUCGAUGAUAUUUCGGGCGCCAAAAACUGGUUCAAGGUCGAAAGUGGCAUGAAGAAGAUGUUUGUCAAAGAGGUCCUUGGAAAGCUGCCUAUCAUGCAGCAUUUCCUUUUCGGUAGCCUCCUGCCUGCUGCUGAGGGUAUGAGCGAGCUCUCUGAAGGAGAUACGGGCGAGGAGCACGAACAUGAUCAUGCGCACGACCACCCCCACGGAUACGCCGCACAUACCGAUUACUUUGGUGACUGCUGUGGUAUCAAGGUACCCAGCACGGUUGCCGCGGGCGCAGAAAUGCGCAAGCGGAUGGGUGGAUCGGGACUUCGUCCGAUCCCCUUCGAUUAG